Molecule: messenger RNA, 822 nt
Organism: Zymoseptoria tritici IPO323
Lineage: Eukaryota; Fungi; Ascomycota; Dothideomycetes; Mycosphaerellales; Mycosphaerellaceae
Exons: 2
Coding region: 1-822 (273 amino acids)
Source: RefSeq, a predicted model, not a curated record
AUGAACCGCGACGAGGGCGACAACAACGACAACAAAUCCGAUACCAACCUUCACCACGCUCCGUCCAAAGUCACAACAUCGCCUACCGCACCUCUCGUCGAGGGCAACACGACGACCAAGCCAGCAUCAGGCAACAAGACGACACGCAAGACACCCUCAAAGAAGAAGAAGACUGCUCAGCCACAUCCUCGCGCGCGUACGCCUCACUGCGACAACUUCCUCUCCAUUCCCGAGAUGCGCGAGCUCAUCCUCUUGGAACUGGACGAACAUUCCAUCCUCACCUGCAUGCGCAUCUCUCGCUCCUUCGAGGCCACGGUCCGUAGCUCAAUCAAGCUCCAGCGCCGCCUUUUCCUCGCUCCCGACAACUCCAUCUCUCCACUCUUCAUCAACCCCAUGGUCUUCCACGCCACCCGCCCAACCGACCUCAUGUCCCUCGCCCUCCUCAAAUCCGACCCAAACAAACACUUCCACCUCAAAAGAAAGAUCGAAGUGAACAUCGAACGUGGAAAUUCUCGCCUAGGCUCCGCGGCCGAGAUGUUCGUCACUCAACCCCCCGUCAACAAGAUCAGGGUAGAAGUCAGUUACUGGGACACCAACUUUCUCGAGCCGAUGCUCAGUGGAGGCAGUUCCGGGACUUUGGAGCUACCUGACGGCGAAGGCAUCAAGAUGAAGGAUCUCGUCGUCUUUGCGAAGUCGAAGUUGGCGGAGGGGGCGGAAUUUCUGCGGAGGAAGCCGAUUUUUGGGGUAAUGGGACCGUGGACUGGGCCGGAGUUCAGACUUCGCGUUGAGACGAAGGAUGGGCAGCUUGUUAUGAAGCGGUGA